UUUUUUAUUCAGUUAGCAGUGAUAUGAGGGUCAAAAGCGAUAUCGUUUUACUCGCUCUGUGUUUCUACGCCACCAAUGCGACAGGUCCAGUUUAUCAGACUGUUUGCAGGCGAACAGGCGGCUCAAUUACUUGUUAUCAGGACAACACUUGGAGCUACAACGAGCGUACUCGUAAAUGCUAUCGUGUUCAACAGAAUAAGGAGCCAUGCGGCUUUUUCGAUGGCGAAAAGGGUUGCAAGGACUUCUGCCACAGGCCCAAUAAAUAAAUCAGAACUAGCAUUCCCAAAUACAUAUUCAUUUUAAUUUGUACAAAUAAAAAUGCUAACUGUUGUUGAUAAUAA
Molecule: messenger RNA, 341 nt
Organism: Drosophila mauritiana
Lineage: Eukaryota; Metazoa; Arthropoda; Insecta; Diptera; Drosophilidae
Exons: 2
Coding region: 24-266 (80 amino acids)
Source: RefSeq, a predicted model, not a curated record